Messenger RNA from Meloidogyne enterolobii, 4591 nucleotides. NCBI's taxonomy places the organism in Eukaryota, Metazoa, Nematoda, Chromadorea, Rhabditida, Meloidogynidae. The record is from the annotation of a GenBank genome assembly.
UUCAAUACAAAAAAUGCCUCUACAAAUGAAUGUCAAGGAAAAACAAAAAGUUUGGUUUCGCGAAGCGCGACAUAUUGAAGAAAUAAAAGGAGCAUUUUUAGAAUCUUUAAAGAACAAGGAUGACUGGUUUUUUUUAAUUUAUUUUCUUUUUAUAACUUUUUAAAGGCGUAAAAUACGCGAAAGAAUGAAAACUGUUUCUGUUGCUUUAGUUCUUUGUUUAAAUGUUGGGGUCGAUCCGCCUGACAUUAAAAAACCUUUGCGGUGUGCAAGAAAAGAGGCUUGGGUUGAUCCAAGUACUUCUAACCCUCAACGAUCUUCACAAAAAAUUGGGCAAAGUUUACAAAAAAUUUAUGAGAAAUUGCAGCCUAGAGCUCGUUAUAAAUCUGCAAUUGACCCGACAGUUGAUUGUGUCCGUAAACUCUGUACAAGUAUGAGAAGAAAUGCGAAAGAUGAGAGGGUGCUUUUUCACUUUAAUGGGCAUGGGGUGCCGAAACCUUCGGAUGCUGGCGAGAUUUGGUAUAUUCCUCUUUCAUUAUAUGAUCUCCAAUCAUGGAUGGGCGUCCCUUCUGUUUACUUAUGGGAUUGUAAUUCAGCCGGCACAAUUCUUAGAAUGUUCAUGCAAUUUGCUGACGAUCAUUCAAUCAAAUGGAUGGAAGAUUAUCAAGCAAUGCGAGAUAGAGAUAGAUUAGCUCAACAACAGCAACACUACAAUUCGCCUGGCCCAUCAAUUGACCAAAUUAACGACUCAAAUAAUUUUUACGGGAGUAAUGGAAAUGAUGUUGCUUCUAGUGGAGCUUCAACAAGUAGCCAUUCUGUCCAAACAUUUAAGAAUUGUAUUCAAUUGGGUGCCUGUUCUGUUGGUGAAACACUUCCUUUCCAUUGUGCUGAUUUACCAGCAGAUUUAUUUACUUGUUGCUUAAUUACUCCAAUACAAACUUCACUUCUUUGUCAUAUGCUCAAAUUAGGUGUUAAAUCACGAUUUCCUCAAAAUAUAAUUGAUGACAUUCCUGGCGUUUUAACAGAUAGAAGAACACUUCUUGGUGAAUUAAAUUGGAUAUUUACAGCAAUAACUGAUACAAUUGCUUGGAGUUGUUUAAGUAGAGAUACUUUUCAAAAGCUUUUUAGACAGGAUUUACUAAUCGCCUCAUUAUUUCGAAGUUUUUUGCUUGCUCAAAGAAUAAUGUUAGAAAAUGGUUGUCAUGUAGUCUCAACUCCAGAACUUCCAUCUGUUCAUGCCCACCCUUUAUGGGAAUAUUGGGAUUAUGUUUUGGAUUUAUGUAUUGCAAAUAUGUACAAUCUACUUCAAUCAAAGGAGAGUAUUAUGUAUUUUACUAGAACUGAUUGUUAUGUUGGCACUCCAUCACUUAAACCUAUUUUUCUCAUUGAACUCCCUCAAAGUGCUAUAACUGAAUCUGAAUAUGCCUACAGUUGGUUCUUUAUUGAACAGCUCCAAGCCUUCGAAGUUUGGUUGAAGUUUUCUGUAGAUAAAAAUGAGCCUCCUCAACAACUUCCUGUUGUCCUUCAAGUUCUGCUUAGCCAAAUUCAUCGUGUUCGGGCACUCGAACUUUUGGCUCGUUUCGUUGACCUUGGUCCCUGGGCUGUUGUUUCUGUACUUACUGUUGGAAUUUUUCCCUAUGUGCUAAAACUUUUGCAGUGUGGUACAAGAGAAUUACGUCCAGCUUUAACUUUUAUUUGGGCAAAAAUACUAGCAAUUGACCCAAUCUGCCAACACGAUCUUGUCAAAGAUAAUGGUUAUUAUUAUUUUCUUCAAGUACUCAAUGAUCAAUCAAUGUCUCCGCGUAUGAAAAUUGUUUCUGCUUUUGUAAUGGCUACAAUAAUUUGCAAUAACUAUAGGCCUGCCCAAGAUAAAUUAGUUCAGAGUGACUAUGUCAGCCUUUGCAUCGAAUUAUUAUCGAAUCAACAAGUUACUCAAUGUAGAAUGCUCUGUUUAUGGCUACUUAUUGGACUAGGUCGUCUUUGGUCAGAAUGUGACAAAGCCAGAUGGCAAGCCAUUAGAAAUGUUGCUUAUGAUAAAGCUGUUGAUUUUCUGAGUGAUGAAGUACCAGAAGUUAGAGCUGCAGCUGUAUAUGCUCUAGGUUGUUUCGUUCAUAAUACUUCACGAAAUAAUGAACAUGCAACAGCGGUUGAAAAUGAAGUAUGUGACAAACUUUGUGAAAAUUGCAUUUAUGAUGGUUCUAUAAUUGUACGUGCAGAAUUGGCAUCAGCAAUUCAAUGGUUUGUUAUUGAUUUUCAAUCUCGUUUUGCUGCAAUUUGUAUUGAAUUGGAUCGAAAAAAUGAACAUUUACUCCCUGAACAAAAUUCCGAACUUGAAAGACCAAUAAUUAGCGGGUCAAAAAUGCGUAUUGGAAAUGGAACAGUGCAUGCAGGAAUGGAAUCACAAUUGGCAUCUUCUGUGGACUUUACUGGUAAAAAACAAAGUUUAACAAAUAGUGUUGCUGAGAGCAGUUUACCGAAAAGGAGUAUGAGUAGUGUUUAUUCAAUUAUUCCUCGAUCGGCCUCUCUUCUUUAUCCUGCCAGCCGUCAAAGCACUAAUUCUAGUCGUAAAUGUAGUCUUUUACCUCGAUCUGAUUGCCCAACGUCAUCUAGUCUUCAUAUUGAUUCUCAAAGCGCUUUCAAAUAUCGAAUUCUUGCUCAUAUUCGUACUCUUGAAGCCAAGGCAUUCAUUGGUCCAUUUGAACGAAUUUGGCUUUGUGUAUUGCGUUUGGGCCUCGAUCCAUUUGAGGAUGUUAGUAAAAUGGGUGAACGUAUUAUUACCUACAUAUUUGAACUUUCAACAAAAAUCAAAGAGGCUCGUACAAAAGUUUUGGAAUUUAAACAGCAAAAAGUUCAUAAACAUAUGUCUGCUUCUUUGGGGGAAGGAAGAACUGUUUCUGGAAGAAGACAUGACAGUGGGCAAUCAAAGUCAAUUAGCGAUGUUGGUUAUAAUGAUGGAAAUAAUGAAUAUAAUAAUAAUGAUACUUUACAUUCUAAUCCAUCGGUUAAAUUUCUUGUUGGUUCCCCUUCAGCGCAGCCAUCGACUAGUUCAAACUAUGACAACAAUGUCCUGACCGUAGACACGGGUAAUACAUCUACAAUUAAAGAAGAGGAAAAUGGAGGUGAAAUUUCACCGGAACUAGCCCCUACAAGCAACGGGAGCAGUGCCAGAACAACAAAUUCUAUGACUGACUCAAUGGUUUCUGAAAAUAAAAAACAAGAAUUACUAUCUCCUCCUUCGACAUCACUUAGACAAUCUCCUCAAACUAUGGACAAUGCUAAGCGAAGAUUAUUGAUGGAUCCCUUUAUUCAUCAUAGUUUAUACACACCAAAACGAAGUAUUUUUGGUACAAAGUCUGGAGCUUAUUCUCAAGUUAAUAAUGACAUAAGCGAUGCAUUACUUGCUGAGCAAGCUUCAACAAUUGCAGCUGAGGGACUUGUGAGGACAUCUUUUGUUGAUUGGUGUGCCAAAACAUGGACAGAACCACUUUAUGGAACUAUUUAUGAUGAUAGCUCAACUUCGACUCGUAAUUCACUUGUAAACAGUGAAAUGCCUUUCACAGUUGAGCAACCCACAGAUUGGGCAAUACAUAUACACGAUGGAAUUUGGCAAAAAUCAAAAAAAGAAAUGGAACUUAUAAAAGAUAAAAAGGCCCGAUGUGAAGUACAAUGUAUGAAAUUGAAAUUUGAGCAACCAGCAACAAGUCUAGCUUGGAGUCUUUUAAGGCCUUAUGUUUAUAUAAGCGAUGGGGGAAGAGUUCGUAUUUAUAGUUAUCCUACCGGCGAUACUUUACUUCAACAACAAUCUUCUGCCUCUCAACAACAGCCAGCGCCACCUCCUCCCAGCAAACUUUGUAGUGAAUGGCAAGUAGACUGCGAGGCAUUUUUGUUAGAUUCUAUUACUGAUUUAAUGGUUGUUAAUGGUUUAACUCAUGAAUUAUUGAUGACUGGUUCAAGAAAUGGAUUGCUUAAGAUUUGGGAUCCACAAUUCUGUGAGCAUUCUUAUUCUCUCAAAGGACAGACAAAGUUAAUUACUGCCACUUAUUUGUUGAAUGACAUGCCACGUCUGGGUAAAGGAAAUAAAACUCUUUAUCAUUGGGAUCAAGACAAAGGACGUCUUAUUUGUUCUGGAAAUGUAAGAAUUUGUCGAAUUUGGGAUGCUUGGGCAGAAAAGUCUAUUUUUGACGUUUCAUUACGCCAUGGAAAGGGAAGUGUUGUAAAUAUUGCUUCUGAUUUGAGUUGUGAUCUUGUUGGAUGUGGGUUUUCUGAUGGUACAUUGGCAGUAUUUGAUACUCGUCUACCUUCCAAUGAAUGUGAAAUUAUGAGGUUGAGAGAUUCAAAUGCUCCCGUCGUUGGGAUGGGAAUCUUACGAGAACGCCAAAGACUUUUAGUUGGAACUAGAGAUGGACUUAUACGUUUAUGGGAGCCAAGAAUGUUCCAGGAACCUGUUGCUGAAUUUAAUGUUGUCACAGAAGUUUUUCAAAAUAGUUCAUCAGUAAGUGACAAUUCAAAGCUGCUUCAUCAAAUGGAAGUACAAAGAAAUGCUCAGGUAUGGAAAUAUUAUAUUUUUGUUUUGGACGUUAGAAUCAUUUUUUAA